AUGUCCUUUGCGUCCUCCAAGGUUCUCCUCCUCCUCCUCCUCCUCCAUGGCAGCACUUCCUUCGCUCCCUUGUCCUCGAACCUCUUUCCUGAUUCUUUGGCGAGUUCAUCGUUCUGCGUAAGACCGAAGAUGCCCUUGAAGUCGUUGAGGUCCCGCGCGUGCCGUCGCUGGCAACCCAAGAUCGUAGCAAGUUCGGAGGGAGUCUCUUCUGAGGUGAACAAGGAGGAUGCAGUGACUCGCGAUGAAGUUGUUGCACAGAGGAAGCGAGCGCUAGAAGCUGCUCUCCAACAGUCUUCCUCGGAGGAGCUCAUGUGUGACUAUCCCCACGAGCCAUGCGAGUGCAAGUCGAUGCUUCUCCCUCCCGAGUUUGAGGCCUCAGCGAGCUUGUGCAUGCACCUGGCGCUGGUGCCGUCCUUGCAAGAGAGACUGAUCUCCCUGACCUCUCCAGGACUAGAUCCGAUCGAGAUGGCAUCCGAGCUCGAAGCCCUCAUACAGAACGAGCUCUCUUCCAAUGCAUCCAUAUAUUUCGAAGCAGGCUCAGUCGUGCGCGACAUUGUGUUGGCUAUAGGUCACCAGGGUAACGUGACGCACCUUCCCCUCUCAUCCGAUUGCAGAGGAUCGGCGAUCCCGGCACAUGCAGCUACAAGCGGUCGCGAACAUCUUCAGAUUGAUUUGUUUCACCUCCUCCGUCGAGGUGACAAGCGAGUAGACGAAGACGAGAGAAUCGCCAAGCACAAGGCCGUGGAGGAAGUGAAGCUGCAGGACAUGAAGGUGGAGGAUGAGCCGCAACAGCUGGCAGACCCUCCGCCAGGCUUCCUGUCGCUGAAAGAUGGCAUUGGUGACUUGAAAGCGAUGAUGCCAAAACACUUGGCUGAAGUAAAAGAGGAUACUAGUGAAGACGACGAGGUCAUGGCCUUUGCCCUCGGGAUUGUUCUGCGGGGGAACAUGGCGGAAGAAAUUCAGUCGAUGCAGAGGAAGUUGAAGGAGAGCGAGCAGAUGUCGAGACUUUUGAGUCUAAAAGGUGUCAAGGUAGAGGUCCUUGGAAGGAUGAGGGAGAGCGAGGGAGGAGGAGGCGUCUUCUUGGAGUUGAAGCGAUUCGUGAAGGGGAGGAAGAUGAUGGCAGGGCUGAUCGACACUCUGAAAGACAACUUGCAACUGUCGGGGAAGAGGAUGAAGUGGAAUGCCAUUCCCUUCACUCUGAAUCGCACGGGGUCGAGCGAGACGACAGAGACAAUAGACGAGACGAUACAGACGAUGAAGCUGUGGGUCAGUGUCGACAAGAAGAGCCUUUUCCUGCUCUCCGAAAUCUUCGCACACGUUGAGCAGGACUUCAAGCCGCUGCGAGGCUUGCUUCCUCUGCUCGAGGUUGAAUGGAAGGGCAGCGUAGAGAGCAGCGAGCUGCGGCAAGCGAUCAUGCAGGUACAGGAGACCGUCGAGGCGAUGCAGGUGGGGGAGAAGCUGGAAGAAUGUUUGGUGUCGACCAUCUCGGCAGCCGAAGUUUGCUUCGAGGACGGGCAACAAUCUUUCAACCUCUUGCACGAGGUGGCCUUUGUACCUGCGGAGCUCGGAGCUACUCCCUCGACUUCGACGCCUUCGACGCCUUCGCUGAGAGUAGCAGAGGAGGAGAGUCAGAGAGCUGACGCAGGGCAGGACGAGCAGGUUGAAGAUCGUACAGCAGGACUCGCACAGGAUGAGUUUGGACGGUGGAGCAUGUACAGUUCGGGGAAGAAGGUGGGUAGGCUGUCGAUAGAGGACGGGAAGCUGUUGGCAUAUCAGUCGUUCCCGUUGCGAACAGUCCUCAAGAAUGACUUCAACUUCACUUGGGAACCGGAGAAACGAGCAUGGACCAAACCUGUCCAAGAAUUCCUGCUCAUGACAGGGGCGGCGACCUCGGAUACGCAGGAAAUCUUCCGCUUGCUCGUCCAGUCAUACAACAAGAAGGUGAAGGAACAGGAUCAAAAGGAAGUGAGUGAGAGGAACGAAGACACCAGCGGGAGUUCUGUGGGAGGUAGUGGGAGACAGGAGGUGAAGGUGGAGGAGGGAGAGGGGAAACUUCACGUGUACAACUCGUAUCAAGUGAAGGAGGAGCUGAAGGCUCUUGGCUUCGUGUUUGACAGCACGCGCAAGUCUUGGUGCAUGCAACUUCCUGCUGCUCUCAACGUCCUAGACGUGGCCUCGUCCUCCCAAGUUGACGUCCAAGUGAUUCGGCGAGCUGCUUCUUCCUCCAAGUUGGCGCCGUCGGGCAGCCUCCCUGUCUCCCCCUCUCCAUUCACUUCGGCAGAAUUCGAGGCUACUCAGAACUGCAGGAGCAGUCAGGCAAUGGAGCAGCCGCUGGUGGGCAUGGAGAAAUGUCGACCGAUGAUGCUGGGUGAUAAGAUGCCCGACGUGUCCGGACGAGACCUGAUGGCGAUGACAAGCUUCUCAGAGGACAUGCUGAAGAGAGACGUUCUCACGUGUCUCAAGCACUCGAUGGGGCAGGAGGAUGCGAUCUCGACGGAGAACGUCGUGCUGGCUUACAGUGCGGAGCAGCUGAUGCUAGCACUGCUGGAGCUCCUGGUGGGAUCUGAGCAGAAGGUCUUGAGAGCUACUGGGGGAUCAGCACGCGGCAGCCCCUGUGACUUGGAUCAGCUUUCUCUCCCAGAGCUCGCAAACCUGCUGGACUCUUCUUUCUCUGUCCUCGUGCUAAACUCUCCUUGCUCAGUCACGGGUCUGGAGCUCAGCGACUCGAGAAUACGAGAGCUGCUGCAGCUCUGCCGCGAGAAAGGCGUUUGGGUCCUGCUGGACAUGUCGAACGCGCAUCUGCUGGAGAGCACAUUCAACUUUGACCAGACAAUGUUGAAGCAGAGACUCGUUGUCGUCCAAGACUUCUCGCACUCCCUGGGUGAUCAGCUUUGCGCGUCUACCAUGAGCUCUGAGUAUCCUGUUCUUAGGCAUCAGCAGCUGGGGUUGUGCUCAUGGUAUCAUGGAGAAGAGCUUAGCGAUGAGAGUAGAAGCAGCGUAUCAGGCUCCUCUCUCUUCAUGAUGCACAAGUUCCUCUCGUGGACCGAAAGUUCCGCCAGGCUGGAGGCGACGGUGCUCUUUGACUUCGGCGUUGCUGGGGUGACGUCAGAACAGAUCUCGCACCUCCGACGGGUUCCCGGCGUGAGAUGCCUGCCAUGCAAGGGAGGGUUUCACCUAGCCAUCGACGUGACGGACUUAGAGUUGUCACCUGCUGAGGCCUCGGAGGUUCUGCGAGAGGAGGCAGCGGUGAUGGAGGUUUGCGCGGUGGCGAUCGCACCGGGGAAGAAGAGAGCGUUGCUUCGCUUCAGCCUCACACAGCAGGAGCAGCUCCUGGCCAACGCAUUUCGAGCCAUCACUGCCAGUCUCAGGUGGGAUAAGGACAUGCUACAAGCUGCUUGA
This is a messenger RNA of Guillardia theta CCMP2712, 3399 nucleotides long. RefSeq lists its product as hypothetical. Gene Ontology annotation, biological process: biosynthetic process. NCBI's taxonomy places the organism in Eukaryota, Cryptophyceae, Pyrenomonadales, Geminigeraceae. The coding region runs from base 1 to 3399 and encodes 1132 amino acids. The record is from RefSeq and is a predicted model, not a curated record. The transcript has 18 exons. Gene Ontology annotation, molecular function: pyridoxal phosphate binding.